AUGGCAAGUUUGCGUCACCCAGCCCAUGGCCAUUUUAGCAGCAUGUUUACAUCACCUGACCCUCAAUCUAAGUUUAUCCAUGACAAGACAACAGUACUAAAGGCCAGGUGCAAUAGCCAUUUCAACUCUGUACAGACCACAUUGUUGGCCAAUUUUAACAUUGCCUCUAGAUUUUUUGGUACCUGGACAGUGGCCGUCUGUGUGCAAAGCCCUCCCUUGGCACAGUAUGAUGCAGGGAAAUCCCAUCGUGAGUGGGUCCAAGAGAAUUCUCCCGGCCAACUAGCAGGAUUAGAAGCUUUCUUUGAUUUCAUUGUUGCUAUUGGAAACACAAGAUUGGAUCAAGACAAUGAUACGCUGAAAGAACUCUUAAAAAGCUCAAUUGAGAAGGAGCUAAAGAUGACUGUCUACAGCAGCAAGACCCAAACUUUACGAACAGUGUCUAUUACCCCUUCCAACCUCUGGGGUGGACAGGGGCUGCUUGGUGUGUCCAUCCGAUUUUGUUCCUUUGAGGGAGCAAAUGAGAAUGUUUGGCAUAUACUUGAAGUUGAACCAAACUCUCCAGCUGAUAUUGCUGGCCUCCAGGCUUACACAGAUUAUAUCAUUGGUGCUGACUCAGUCCUGCAUGAGAGCGAGGAUCUCUUCUCACUCAUUGAAGCCCAUGAAGGUCGACCACUCAAGCUCUAUGUGUACAAUGUUGACACAGAUGCUUGUCGGGAAGUGACCGUCACACCCGAUACUCAGUGGGGAGGGUCUGGUAGCUUGGGAUGUGGGAUUGGCUACGGAUAUCUUCAUCGCAUUCCUACCCAGCGUAAUGUAUCCCAAACACCACAGCCCGCUCAACCAGAGUCUGUUUCUUCAUCAUCAGAACCAUUGUUACAGGUGGCCACUGGAAGCGGUGUAGAUACAGUUGUAUCAAGUAUAAGUGAUAUGAGUUUAUCGGAAAGCACAACGACAGCAACAUCUACAAUUCCUCCACCCACUGCCUUCACAGCAGCCCCUGAAGCUAAUCCAGCGUAUGCUACAGCCACAGCAACUGCUGCUACAACUGCUGCCAUGCCAGCUGCUACUGCUGCUGUGCCCAGUAUACCACCUCCUUCACCAUUCACUCAACUCCUAUUCCCCCCCCUGCUGAGCUGCCAGCAAGUCUUCUCCAGUUGUUCCAGUACACCUUAUUCUCAGGCCACUAUUGCCACUACAUCAUCCAGUCCAAUUCCUCCCCAAAUCCAAGCAUCUCAACGCCAUGCAGCCACCAAUCCUUCACCCAUGCCACAGCCAAGCCCCUUGAUGAUGGGUGGUGCCCCAACUGUCCCAGUCAUGGCUCCUCCAGUCAUGGCUCCUCCUCAUAGGGGGUCUGAAGGUAGUGUGGGCAUGUCUCUGCCUCAACCACCACCACCUGCUCUGAAUCAGUACUUCUCAUCACCACCUAUGGUCACCCCACCAGUUCCUCCCACUUUUGCAGCACCAUCAAUGCCAUCAAUCCCAGGAAUGCCAGUGACUACCCCAAUUAAUCUCCCUGGGAUGCCCCCAAUCACAGUAAGUGCCACGUUGCCACCAGAGUCAUUCCAAGGAAUCCCUAGCAACCCACCUGCCACUUCUCAGCCAGUUCACUUGAUGAAAAGGGACACUGUUUUAAAACAGGUUGUUUUGGUGCACAUUCUUUCAACAAAGAUGCUCUAUGUGAUGUUCUGGCACUAUGUGAGCAUUUAA
Messenger RNA from Penaeus vannamei (Pacific white shrimp), 1707 nucleotides. Lineage: Eukaryota; Metazoa; Arthropoda; Malacostraca; Decapoda; Penaeidae. The record is from RefSeq and is a predicted model, not a curated record.